Eucalyptus grandis is the source of this 710-nucleotide messenger RNA. RefSeq lists its product as uncharacterized. The record is from RefSeq and is a predicted model, not a curated record. The transcript has a single exon. Lineage: Eukaryota; Viridiplantae; Streptophyta; Magnoliopsida; Myrtales; Myrtaceae. The coding region runs from base 153 to 506 and encodes 117 amino acids.
UGCAAAAAUUAGCAAUUCAUUGCGCGGGUUUCGAGUCAGAAUUGGAUAUCGAUGCGGAACCGCGUGCAGUCAAGCACGACUCCGCCCCCACGAAAAUUCAACGCCUCGUGUCGUUCUCCCUCUCGUAUAAAAGCCGCGGUCCCGCUCGGCAGAUGCUGGAUACGCAACCCAUUCGAUCCUGUUCGAUUCCGCUCGAUCAUUCAGAUUCCGACACUCAAGACCCACCAAUCCGAUCGGCCAUGGAGUUGUUCUCGUCCUCUCUGUCGGACGUGCUGACGAAGAUCGCCAUGUUCCUGGUCGUCCAAGCCCUGGUCUACCUCAUCCUCUCCAAGUCCUCCGACGUCUUCUCCAAGGACAAAAAGCCACGGUCCCUCAGCUUCAAGCCCGCCCGCUCCAACAGCAUCCGCCGCAUCCUGGCGGCCAUCUCCGACGUGCCGACCGGCAGCGAGCUCUCUCCGAGGCCCGAACGCCCCCGGACCGAUGGCGGCGACUCCUCCGUGAAUUGAUUGGCCUGCGAGGCGACCCCUGUAUCAUUCUUAACAGCGCUUGUAUCAUUCCGAUGUAAAUACGGUUUUGUGCGGUGAUUCAUUUUAAAGUCAUCUGUAAAUCAGUCGGGAGCGGAAGUGGCUCCACUUUCGAUUUGUGAGGAACGUGCUUACGAAGAUUUGUUUGAAUUAAUAAAUCAUUUUGGUUUGAGUACGAAAUCUCGA